AUGCCUCUCCUCCUCGCCCGCGCGUCUCCACCGGCGCUCCGCCACCACCACCACCGCGGCCUGUCCCCGCCGCGCCCCACCACCAGGCCCCGCCGCCUCCGCCUCCGCCUCCGCGGCUCCGGCUCCGACCCCCCGCAGCAGCAGCAGCAGGUCAACCUCUCCGUCCUCCGCUUCACCCUCGGGAUUCCCGGGCUGGACGAGUCGUACCUCCCGCGGUGGAUAGGCCUCGGUUUCGGCGCCCUCGUGCUCCUCAACCACGUCCUCUCCCCGUCGCCCACCCCCGCGCAGCUCAGGUCGGAGGUCCUCGGGCUGUGCCUGGCGGCGUUCUCAGCGACGCUGCCGUACCUCGGGAGGUUCCUAGAGGGUGCGGGUGCUGCUGAACGUGUGCCCUUGCCUGAGGGGAGCAGGCAGGUGUUUGCCAUGUCUGAUAGCCUGUCAGCAGCACAGAAGGAGGACAUGGCGUGGGCUUCCUACGUUCUGUUACGGAACACAAACACAACAUCGGUGCUCAUAGCAAUUGGCAGUCAGUUGUGCAUACGAGGAUAUUGGGAUCCACCUGAAAAGAUUUCCAAAUAUGCCAUGAUUGAGUGGUUCAAAAGUCAGAUGCAGGAAGCUGGAAUUAUUGAUUUGAGGGAGGCUUUGUACAUCCCCAUCUUUUCUGACACUCGGCUUGGGAAGAUUCUUCCACAAGGGAUUCUUUCUGUGCUGGCACAGCCAGUUCUGAACAACCCUGAUCCAACUACCGGUGAAAUAAAAGCCGAAGGUUUCAUCCUGUUGGCCUCCAAUGCAAAUUAUGCAUACAGUGAGAAAGAUAGGAUUUGGAUUAGAACAGUUGCAAAUAAAUUUCAAUGUGCAUAGUUCAGAAAUACCGAAGGUAUUCCUAUACCUUGAAACUGACUAUUUUUUCUUUUUCAGCUAUACGAACUUCACAUUUUGCAACUGUUUAUUUUAUUAAACAAGGGCAGUAGCCACCUGUCCAGCAGUAGGUCUAUGCAAUAAACUAUUGACAAAAUGUUUACUUUA
Messenger RNA from Oryza brachyantha (malo sina), 1023 nucleotides. Its product is annotated as protein COFACTOR ASSEMBLY OF COMPLEX C SUBUNIT B CCB2, chloroplastic. The transcript is spliced from 6 exons. Gene Ontology annotation, biological process: cytochrome b6f complex assembly. NCBI's taxonomy places the organism in Eukaryota, Viridiplantae, Streptophyta, Magnoliopsida, Poales, Poaceae. The coding region runs from base 1 to 858 and encodes 285 amino acids. The record is from RefSeq and is a predicted model, not a curated record.